UGCCUGCUUUUAUAUCUUUAUGGUGUGCAGUAUGACAGCUGUGCCUACGUCGCUUUAGACAGAUAUGUCAGUGUGACAAUUUUAUCAUUCUCAACCAUGGCGCCCAGCUGACGUUGACGACUACGUGGACAGAACACAUUGUGUUUCAUCCGAGACGCCAUUGAGAGAACAUAUUCCUUAAAUGCCUGUGUGAUUGACGUCGAACUGCCUGUGGGACAAUGAGGAAAUAUCAACGAAUGACCUUUCGCAUGUUGAUUUUCUGCUGCAUUGUGCUAGUGCUGUGUUCCAUGCAAUGGGCGCUUCCGUCCGGAUACGAUGACACGGUUACCGUCAACAACCCUCAUACACAUGGGAGAAGGGAGACCCUUACAGAGGGUGAGAGAACAUAUAUGAAGCUGCUGGUACAAGAUCUGUUUCACGAGUUAUUCCCAAGAAAUGUCUCAAACGUUCGGGAUUUGUUGCAGUCAAUUAUUACUGAUGGCCAGAAAGCCAAAGAGACACAAAAACAAGAGGAGAAAGAUAAGGAGUUAGACAUUAAAGGGGGCGACAAGAGCUCGCCGAAGCAGGAUGUGGGAGGUGGUGAUGUCCCUAUGAAGAAAGCAGAACAGGUAGUACAAGCUGUCAAGCAAGGUUUACAGGAACAACCGGAAGUGCAGUUUCCGCCAUUUGUUGAAAAUAGUCCUGAAGAUGGCCCAGGUGAGUUUGGAAAAGCCUAUGUGCCAAAGCUUAACGUCACAGAAGAAAAGAAAAUGGAUAAGAGACGCCGAAUCAACCGCUUCAACGUAUACGUCAGUGACCUCAUUUCCAUCCACCGACGUCUUCCUGACGCCAGGCCACAAGAGUGUAAAAGUAUCGAGUACGGAGAUCUGCCGAUGGCCAGUGUCGUCAUGUGUUUCCACAACGAGGCCUGGUCGGUCCUCCUGAGGAGCGUCCACAGUAUUUUAGACAGAUCACCGCCACACUUACUAAGGGAGAUUAUAUUGGUGGAUGACUUUUCUGCACAAGAUCAUCUGAAGGCGCCUUUAGAAAAGUACAUGGCUCAGUUCCUUAAGGUGAAAAUUGUACGGGCACCAGAACGAGGGGGCCUUACACGAGCUCGGUUGCUUGGAUACAAGAACGCUGAGGGACCGGUCAUUGUAUUCUUGGAUUCUCAUAUCGAAUGCUUUCCAGGAUGGUUAGAACCCUUGUUGGGGCGCAUCGCCAACGAUCCAACGACGGUUCCCUUCCCCCAUGUACUUCCAAUCAAGACGGAAGACUUCUCGACGUCAGGCGCUUUAAUGGAUCAAGUAGGAUACUUCCGGUGGACAAAUCUUUCCUUUGACUGGCUACCAAUUCCGGAGAAGGAGAAGAAGAGACGAAAGAAUAAUGCUGAUCCUGCAAGAUCCUCUACUAUGCCUGGUGGGUUGUUUGCCAUUGACAAGGCGUUUUUCACAUCACUGGGGACAUAUGACCCGGAUCUGUUGUACUGGGGUGGCGAGAACAUGGAGCUAUCAUUCAAGGUGUGGAUGUGUAACGGGACUAUAGAAUAUCACCCCUGCUCCCAAGUGGGGCAUAUAUUCCGCUCAUCUACACCCAUCAGGUUCGAAAACUCAGGCGCCAUGAUAAUGCGGAACUCCAUGCGUGUGGCCGAGGUGUGGAUGGACGAUUACAAGGAGCUUUUCUACGACGCCUCUUAUCCCAAAGCUGAUUUUGGCGAUGUUUCAGCAAGGAGGAAAUUGCGAGAAAGCUUACAAUGUCAUGACUUCCGGUGGUAUCUGGAAAAUAUCUUUCCCCUCCCUGUGCCUAAACGUUCGCUUGCCGCUGGUGAGAUACGUCACGCCAGUAAACCUAUGUGCAUGGACAUCCAGGGCUACACCAUGGUGCCUGGCUUGUACAACUGUCACGGUCAAGGCGUCAACCAGCGAUGGCUAAUCUACGAGGAUGGUGUGAUUACUCAUGACCGAUUUAAGAUGUGUUACGAACGAGGGUCCUUCGUCCUGGAAGCAGGUGAAUGUUCGAACGUUAAGCCCUACUGGAUCUAUCACGAACAGAACCGAACUCUUGUACACAAUCCUACUAAACUAUGUCUUCACAUGGGGACGGAUCUCAAAUUAAAGAUGGAAACAUGUACUGGGGCGACCUGGCAACAGUGGAUUCUCCCGAAGAAGCACGUCUGAACGAUAUCAACAACAGUGUUCAAGUGUGAGUGUGUGUGUUGGGAGUGAACAUGAGAGCGCGUGAGAGUAAGAAAGAGUGUGCGAGAGAGUUUUGAAUUUACAUAAUGCAUGUUCAUAAGUUAUCUCAUGAUCAGAAAUUAAUAAAUGGUCAUCAUUGA
This is a messenger RNA of Haliotis rufescens (red abalone), 2314 nucleotides long. Its product is annotated as polypeptide N-acetylgalactosaminyltransferase 13-like. The coding region runs from base 219 to 2156 and encodes 645 amino acids. The transcript is spliced from 13 exons. The record is from RefSeq and is a predicted model, not a curated record. Gene Ontology annotation, cellular component: Golgi apparatus. Lineage: Eukaryota; Metazoa; Mollusca; Gastropoda; Lepetellida; Haliotidae.